Molecule: messenger RNA, 2886 nt
Organism: Symbiodinium sp. CCMP2592
Lineage: Eukaryota; Dinophyceae; Suessiales; Symbiodiniaceae
Source: the annotation of a GenBank genome assembly
AUGGCCAUGGCUCGCCGAGCAGCGGAUGGAUCUCAACCAGGCGGGACGGAAGCAGGGGAUUCUCUUCACCUCCACUGCUUUCGGGGUGGUCAUCGUCGCACCCGUUUGAGUGUUUGUGAGCAGUUGCGGCCUGUGGUCAGAUUUGACAUGCUUGGAUGCUGCGCAGUUUGGAUGAUUGCACUGCUUCAGGCCUUCGACUGGGAAGAACUCGAGAAAGUCGAGGCGCUCAGCGAGGAGCCGAAAGAAAAAGACUCGGCGCUUCGCGGUGGCCUGCGGCUGGCGCGGCCAAACUGGAGCCAAAGCGAGCUUCUGGCCGCAGAGCGCAAGCUCGCUGGAGUUGGUAUCCGAAAUGCCAAAGCCUUGAGGGCUGCCCUGGAAGAGGCGGCGUCACUGGAAGUCCCGCGGAUAAACCACUUGCUUCAGCGAGCAGGAUUUCGAGCGUUCAGCGCUGACGCCGUCGCUGCAUUGAGACAAGUGUUUCUUGCUUCGUCUUCGGUGGUUGGCACAGAUGAUGUAAAGCCAGCAUCGCGAGCAUUGCCCACAGAGCCUGACGGAUCAGGCAGUUCCGAGGACGAGACCGGCUUCGAUGAGGCGCCGCAAGGGGAAUUCAGCGAUUGGGCCGUCGUGCACGAUCGCGUGGCGCUGCGAGCCGCUCCGAGCACUCAGGCCGAGGCAUUGGGAGUGCUGGUUCGUGGCCGUUUGGUUCGGGGUUGUCAUCGCGACAUUGCUGGCGAAUCGUGGAUUUGUAUGCGCUUAAACGAAGCAGUCGGUGGGUCAAUGGCCGAGCAUGCUCCGCGAGAGUGGCGCAUCUUAGUUCACCAGGUAGCGCUGUGCCGGAGCCAGGAUGACAGCACCAAGUACAAGGACAUUCCUCAGAGAGCUGGGCCGCUGAUCGGCUGGCGAGAGGGAGAGGGUACCUGGAUGCGCCUGGGCCACAAGUCUGGUUAUGUGCGCAUCGAAUGUGGAGGUGUCGCUCAGCUUCAAGAAUUGCCAGAGAGGAUGGCCUGGAUUCUCACAUCCGGCGACUCACUGGGGCUUGGUACCCUCCUGGCACCCUUGGAUGCUGCUGCAGAUGUGGAGCAGGGGACACAGAUCCGUCGUGUUCCCGGCCGCGGACUCUCCCUGUUCGCUACGAAAGACUUCGACCAGGGAGUGGCUGUGCUCGAGGACCGGCCUUUCUUCAGCCGCCCAAGCUUUGGGCAGCUCAAGAAGUACCAUAAACUGUUUUCGAAGACUUUCCAGAAGCAGUAUGAGAAGAUCAAGGCGCCUUUGAUGCUUCCGGGCAACUCCGGAACGCUUCAGAGCUUCGUCUUCGCCUCCCCUUCCAUGCUUCGCAGCGCCGUGGCAUUUGCAUCCUCGAGCCGUCUCGUCCAGCAGAUGAUCCUGGAGUUGCACCACCCGAGACUCGAUCUCGCACACCCUAUCGUGUCAAUUGCUGGAGAAGUUGCAGCCUUGUGCGCCCGCACUGUGCCCGAAUGUGCGGAGGUCGAAGCGGUGCUGCAGAGAGCGAUCCUAGCCAUCGAGAUGAACAUUUUUACAGGCGAGAGCUGUUUCCUCACCAUCAGCCGGCUGAACCACAGCUGCUUUCCGAACGUCGUUUUCGUCAGCGGGAAAAGGCAUUUCCGAUCACUGAAGCCAAUUCAGGCUGGGCAAGAGCUUCUUCACAGCUAUCUGGGCCGUGAGCUUCUCCUGCCCAUUGAACUUCGCCGCCGCCAUCUGUGGCGGUCAAAAUGCUUUGAGUGCGAUUGUGAGCGCUGUGCUGCAGAGGAUGAUCCACUUCGGGCAAUUGCCUGCAAGCGCUGCGCAGAGCAGCGACAGCGAUGGGAGGUUCUGCACUCGCCAGGGAUUUGGCUCCGAAGCUCCCCCAGCGUCGACUCUCUUCAGAGAUGCUUUCUGAAAACGGGCACGCGUUUGAAGGCGCUUCCUUUGCAGGACGAGGAGGGGGAGGAGGGCCCCCCCUCUGGCUGGAUCCUCGUGGAGGCCUGCCCAGAUCCGGGCUCUGACGUCAAGGACACCGGCUGGGUUCUCACCGAUGGCCGGAAUCUGGCACCUUCGAUCAACCGCAUGCUUUGCGUGCAGAUCUCUGAGGGUGGGCGACAGGCCAGUGAUGGUUUCGACGGAGCGGCAGUCGCAUGGAGUCCUGGAAGGGCUUUCUGGGACCUGGCAUCUCUCAUGUUACUGCCCGCAGAUGAGCAGAAUCCGGUGUCUCCAGAAGAGGAAGACGAGGAGGAUGCCGUGGCCCGGAACGCUCUCGACGGGAUGCCGCGAGGGCUGGAGCUUCCGACGGCAGCCUUCGAAGGCUCAGAUGUGCCGUUGGCCGCUUUCGACGGGAAGAGCUGGAGAUGCCCGAAGUGCGGACGGCCGCCGAAGAACGAGGAGGAGUUACAGUCUGUGGAGCCGCUGCUGGGAAGGCUCGCAGAGAAGACGUUCUUUUCUCCAUCUAUGACUCCGGCGCUCGGUUCCGUGCAGGGCGGACUGCGAGGGUCGGGGCAGACCCUAAAGAUGGUGAAGCGCAGCUUUGUGCGCCGUGCACUGGAGCUAGCGGCCACAGUGUCAUUGGUGCUGGGCCCGCAGCACUGGACAGUACACUGGGCUCGGCUGCUGGUGGUCGACCUUUACAUCUCACGAAUGAGUUAUGCCCCGCUGGGUGCCCGGCGGGUUGAAAUGGCUGCUGCACUCUUCUCUGGCCUGGAGGAGCUCUGGGAAUGGCUUACUUCCUUGCGGCUCGCACACAACCCGAGCUGCUUCCUAGUCACGCGGAUACUCGAGGCGCUGCGAUUGGCAGGGGCUGGCUCGGCUAUUCGCCUUCCUCCUGAGAUCCAGAGCAAAGCAAGGAGGUUACAGAGCCUCGUGGACAACUGUGAGAAGCAGGCUGAUUAUUGCUGA